This is a messenger RNA of Truncatella angustata, 857 nucleotides long. RefSeq lists its product as uncharacterized. The coding region runs from base 162 to 722 and encodes 186 amino acids. NCBI's taxonomy places the organism in Eukaryota, Fungi, Ascomycota, Sordariomycetes, Amphisphaeriales, Sporocadaceae. The transcript has 3 exons. The record is from RefSeq and is a predicted model, not a curated record.
CCGGAAGGCCCUGGGCUCCCCUUGGCAGACCGGUAACAGUGUUGCAAUGCAUGACGCCGGUGCAUUGAUUUCUGGUGUCCCACGACAGUCACACCAGCGGCAAGAGUUGAGGGUUGCGCCGAGUUGCGAGUGGUUGGACAACCCCCUAACCAUCAUGUACGAUGUUUCGGGUGCCAUUUUUCUUCUUCUUCUUUUCUUCUCCUUCUUCUUCCUGGUGUUGUGUUGUCUAUGUCGAACAUCUGCUGUAUGAUUGUCGUAUUCCCUACGGCUUUGCGAACCGGUGUCCAGCGGUGGACUCCUCGUCGCCGUGUGUUUCGGCAGUUACACAUGGCCCGAGGACGACGGGCUGGUGGACCUGUAAUAAGGCUGUCCGUCAAGGGAUCACACCGAAAUUUGACAUCGAACGAUGGUUUUCCUUUCUUUCCUGCCGUGCCGGAGGAUUGGAGCGAGUUGUUUCUCAUACUGCAUUUAUUCGUGUCGCACGGAAGAGAUGGGCCGACUGUGUACUACUCUUCCCUGAAUCGAGCAACUCGUUGCAUUUGCCGUGCUACGUCAAGGGAUUUUCCCCGGCAAGCUUAGUGCUACGAUACUUUAUGCCACUGGCGGCUCCCGUUACCUCUUCCGGUGGUGGAAUCCACGCCCUCGAGCUGUCAAUUCGACGAAGAACACAAAACAAUGAGAAAAGGGGGGAAGGGAUCCCGCUCCCAGCGUCAAUCUGUUAAACCAACCCACCCAUUGUGAUCCAUGGUCUCAUUAGAAUACUUAAUUAGGUAGUUAAUAAUAAUUAAAACAUAGCCAUUACAUGCGAAAAUCAGAUGGCGUGACGGUAUACAGGAAUGUGCUUACGGAGAUUUGUG